AUGUGGGACGGACUGGCGAUACUGCUCUUAUUGAGCAUUGUCAUGGGCACGGCCUCCUUCCUCGCCGGAUCGCUACCUCUUUCCUUUUCGCUAUCACAACGGCAACUGCGUCUCAUUACCGCGCUGGGCACGGGAGUCCUCGUUGGGACAUCUUUGAUUGUCAUCAUACCAGAAGGAGUUGAAACGCUAUACAGUGCGAGUGGAAGCAGUCAUGGCCACAGUGAGCGGAGCCUAUCACUUACUACAAGAGGCGCGACAGUACAGCCAUACCUGCAUGCUGCUGCGAUAGAGCAUCAAGUGAGGCAGGAGACGGAACCUCUAGCCUUUCCCGACCAAGCUAUAGACAACACCUUUCGAACAGGCCCAGACGAUGGAUUUCAGACCCCCAAAGAUGCCUCACACGCCGAACCACCCUCGUCGGAUCCAGGUCACGAGCCAGGCGUAGUGACACAACAUCCAAGCGAUCCCUCAACCGAGGCCGAGGACUCAGGACACGAUCCUCAUGCAUGGAUCGGCAUUUCUCUGAUUCUAGGCUUCAUCCUCAUGUACCUGAUUGAUACCUUACCUCGCCAGGCGAGCAGCUCCACAGCACCACAACGCUUUCAGGUAUCUCUCAACAACUUCAGCCUCAACCGAACGCCCUCCGCCUCGAACGAUGUUCCGAGCGACCCAGAAGCAGAAUCCUUCGCCACCAACACUCCACAGCAUUCCAGCUCUAGACCGAGUUCCACAACAGUGGGCCUCGUCAUUCACGCUGCUGCAGACGGAAUCGCCCUCGGAGCUUCAUCCACAGGACCUAGCAACCACCUAAGCUUUGUUAUCUUCAUCGCCCUCAUAAUUCACAAAGCUCCGGCGGCAUUCGGUCUGACCACCGUCCUGCUCAAGCAAGGCCUAUCUAAACGCAUGGCUCGCGCCCGCCUUAUCGUUUUCUCGCUGGCCGCACCCGUCGGCGCCCUGAUGACAUGGAGUGCCGUUCACAUCCUCGGCUUCUCCUCCAGUUCGCUCGGAGAGAGUGCCAGCACCGAGUUUGCCACUGGUGUCUUGCUCCUCUUUUCCGGUGGUACGUUUCUUUACGUUGCAAUGCAUACUAUGCAGGGAAACGCUACAGAUGGCCAUUUGCAUGAGGCACACAUGAUGAAUGGAUAUGCCGGUGUGCCUUUGGACGAUGCGUAUGCGGUACAGAGUCCACCCUCGCUAAAGCCGGCCACGACAGCUAUGGUUGACACGCUAGUGACUGUUGGUGGCAUGCUGCUGCCUCUAUUGACACAGUUUGGCCACGGGCAUUAA
This is a messenger RNA of Fulvia fulva, 1287 nucleotides long. RefSeq names its product Zinc transporter ZIP9. NCBI's taxonomy places the organism in Eukaryota, Fungi, Ascomycota, Dothideomycetes, Mycosphaerellales, Mycosphaerellaceae. Gene Ontology annotation, molecular function: metal ion transmembrane transporter activity. Gene Ontology annotation, cellular component: membrane. Gene Ontology annotation, biological process: transmembrane transport; zinc ion transport. The record is from RefSeq and is a predicted model, not a curated record. The coding region runs from base 1 to 1287 and encodes 428 amino acids. The transcript has 3 exons.